AUGAGCUAUCCAGACGUGAAGCAAUCGACCUUCAAUGACCUGAACAUGGCCAAUGGUCUGUUUGGAACUCUUCCUCAAAAGACAGCUCCAAUAAUACCUGACCACUGUGUCGACAAUACUCGACUUGUACCUUCUUCGUCUCAUUCUAACGCUCAAAAGAUAGACUGGGAGCAUGCUUACACCAAAGAUAUGCUCGAAAAAGCUGCAAAGAACGAGUGUAGCUUACUUAAUAUGUCUAUGACGGAUGGAAAAUGUCGAUUAUCUGGCCCAAGGCCGUCUAUGACGCUUUGGGAUGAGAGACCUUAUGAUGGAUUAGACCUUCCACAAAAAUCGAGCAUUUCAUCUAAAGAAGAAAGCAAAGUCUUUUUUCGAUCAAAAGAACCCGAGUUUGUGCCAGAAGUGCAGAACAGAAACAAGGGGAAAAUGCAACCAAGCUCUCAGAACAUCUCCCACCAGCCACACCGCAUUACAUUCACAAAUAGUCAAGCCUGUGAAACCAAUCGAAUACACAGAAUGCACGAUACUGUUCGUCCACCACCAAUUAACACAUCUGCAAUUGUUUACGGGGCUCUCAUUUCCGUGGUUGCUCAAGAGUUUCAACAAAGAAUCAUUCAAGGCGAUCGUGUCAAAAAUGGAAUUGAAUACAAGAACGCAUUCGAUGGAAAGGAAGCCGUCGACAAACUAGCUUUAAUCCUCAAUACAACCGAUCGACGAUUGGCCCUAGGUAUCGGUCGGGCCUUGGGUGCCCAACGGUUUUUUCAUGAUGUCAAUUAUGAGAGUCGCCUAGUAGAUUCAACAUUAGAGAUUUAUCAAUUUGAUGAUUACGUACUACACUAUGCCAACAAAACAGAUGGUCAUAUAAGUGGUAAUGGCUCCGUGAUAACUUCCCCUGGUACAAUGACAACUGCAAGCAGUAUAUUUAGCGAAAGCCUUCGAGACGAUGAGUCCGUUACAAUUUUUCAUGAUGCUCAAAUGGACCUCGAAACCACAGAGUUCCCGACAGGCGUUUUUACCGGACUUACACACUGUUUUGUACCUACGUGUGAUCUUAACCAGACGAAUAACAAUCGUCAUUACAGUGUGGAUACCCCACUCACGAUCUCAACUACCCACAAAUACUUGCAAACCGAGGCACAGCAAUUAUGGACUGACAAUGUGUCGCCAGAUAUUCGUGCCUCUGUUUCAAAUAGCGAACGUAAACGCCAGGAGACUAUCUUUGAAUUAAUUUACACAGAAGAAAAUUUCUCUAGUGAUUUGGAUUAUAUGAAUGAGUUGUGGAUAGAACCUUUGCGUGACGGAAACGUUAUUCCAGCCUCUCGUCGCGACACCUUCAUCGAUAAGGUGUUCUCGAAUUUACUCUCAAUUCGGAAUAUCAGUCGAAAGCUUGUCAAUGUGCUUCUGGAACGACAAAAUGAGUACCCCAUUGUUUCACAGAUCGGCGACAUCAUGCUAAAGUUCGCAGUGGACUUUGAACCUUUUAUUUACUAUGGAGCGAGACAGCAUGAAGCGAAAUUCGUGUUCGAACAGGAACGCUACAUCAAUCCAGCCCUGAGAAUCUUUGCAGAAACAACAGAGCGCAACCCAUCAUCUAAGAAACUCGAGUUAAACGGUUAUCUUACCAAACCUACUACUCGUUUGGGCAGAUAUACUCUUUUAUUAAAUGAAAUUUUGAAACAUACUCCAGAAGGCCACCCUGAUCGAAUACAAAUACCAAAUGCUGUAGAUACCAUUCGACAGUUUCUCGGGCGUGUGAAUGUAGAAACCGGAAAAGCAAAAAAUAAAUUUGAUCUCGAACGAAUACAUAAGCACCUUACAUUUAAAAACAAAGCCGACGCAAUGGAUUUAAAAUUGCUUGAAGAGGAUCGGCACAUCAUCAAACAAGGCGUACUUCGCAAGACGAGCAAUCUAGAGUCUACAGAAUACCAGGCAAUUCUACUCGAUAACUAUUUGGUGAUUUCAAAAAUAAAGAUAGUACAUGGCCGCGAAUGCCAUAUUGUCCGCAAACGACCGAUCCCAUUGGAACUUCUCGAAGUAUCAGUACCUCAAUCGUGUGCUCUUACACAUAGAAGCGGCAGUAUACUAUCCUAUAUUCCAACUGUCGAAUCACAGAGAUCCUCUGCUGUUAUCGGAAGUUUGAGGCUGGCCGGAAACACUUCUAUAACUGCUAGCAGAAUAGGGCACCCGAUUGUAUUUAAACGUAUGGGUCGCAGAAUGUCCGAGACAUUUACCCUUUACGCACCUUCCGUAGCCACUCGAAAACCUUGGUUAGAGCAUAUCCAAUCACAACGAGAAAUAAAAAAUCAGAGACAGCCUGUAUUUGAUAUACAUCCUAUCAUUCCGGAACGAACGUUCUAUGUCAACUCCAAGAUCAACCACAUUGUCACUUUUAAAAAUGGGCAGUUUUAUGUUCUUGCUACAGACAAUGGUGUCUACCUUGGACGUGUAGUGAGUCAGAGCCCACCCCGCCAAGUAUUAAAUCUAGAAAGGGUUACUCAAGUUAACGUUCUCGAGAGUGAUAAAUUAUUGAUGGUGCUGGCAGACAAAGUAUUAUGGGAAUAUCCUUUGGCAGUACUAAGUGAUACAUCCAAAGUACAAUUACCGGGUCUCAAAUUAGAGACCCAAGUUCCUUUUUUUCAUGUUGGAUACUGCCUCGAUAAAACAUUAAUUUGCGUACCUCAAGUAUCUCCGCUAAGCACGACCAUUACUCUUUAUGAACCAUCAAGUUCACCGGAAAAGAAGUCUGGGUCCUUUCUUGGUAUAUUCGGGAAAACAAAAAAAGUUUCAGUAAAAACACGACUGAGGAUAUUCAGGAAGACCUAUGUUCCAAGUGAAGCCUGGGCUUUGGAAUUGACCCCUAAUAAUCUAUUAAUUACCUGCAAACGUGGAAUUGUCAUAGUUGAUAUGCAUACAAACAAGAUCGAUUGUGAGUUUCGUUCUCCCGUUUUUAAUAUUUUCUCUUUCGUUUCUGGUACUGAUUAUAAUCCUCAUGCACUAGAUUUACUUGAUCCAAAUGAUAAAAACUUAAAUUUUAUUACAUCAAGAGAAAAAGAUGAAUCACGGUUAAAUAUCGGUAUAGAUGUAAAGCAUAUAUCUCUUUUUUGCAAUCAUUUAAAAGAAUAUAUUGUAUGCUACGACGAAUAUGCUUUUUAUAUCGAUAAGAAGGGUAGGCGCAAAUAUCCAAAUUUCUUGAUCGAGUGGGAGGGGACACCCGAUACAUUUGCAUACUCAUAUCCAUAUUUGAUCGCAUUCGAGCCUUCAUUUAUUGAAAUACGCAACAUAAUUACGGGCAAUCUUGAACAAAUUAUCCGAGGAAAAAACUUUCUCUGUCUGAGCAAUGGUCAUAAAACCGAAGUACCUUUUAUUUUUGGUGUAAUGACCGAUCCUGUAAAAGAUGCUUAUCAUUCUAUAUUCCAGUUAAAACUGGUAUCAGAGGACAAAACUCCUCCUCUGUUGUAAACAUUAUUAAGCCAUCCCUCCUUAUAUUUAUACCCUUUGUUACUUUUUCUUCUUCUUUAUUAAUUACAUGCUUUUAUUUUUACCGAUAUAUAGCCGGAACUCAAUAUACUAUUUCAAUCACUAUAUCAACUGCCAUUCAUUCUAUACAAACCCACCUCUAUCAAUACUCUAAGUUAUAUGUGCUAUUAGUAAACUGUACCCGUUCUAACUGAUAUCUUUUAUAUAUUUCUUUAUAUUCAAUUUUAUGUACAACACAAAUAUCAUCUCACUUUAUUUUUAUUUCUUUAUUUCUUUUUUAUUAUUAGUGUGCGCACAUAUAUAUAUAUAUAUGUACUUGUUCCCUUUGGUGUAUGUAUAAAUAUUACUUUUAACAGUG
This is a messenger RNA of Phycomyces blakesleeanus NRRL 1555(-), 3832 nucleotides long. RefSeq lists its product as hypothetical. The record is from RefSeq and is a predicted model, not a curated record. NCBI's taxonomy places the organism in Eukaryota, Fungi, Mucoromycota, Mucoromycetes, Mucorales, Phycomycetaceae. Bases 1 to 3456 code for a protein of 1151 amino acids. Gene Ontology annotation, molecular function: guanyl-nucleotide exchange factor activity. Gene Ontology annotation, biological process: intracellular signal transduction. The transcript is spliced from 11 exons.